AUGGGCGUAUUAAGCAAGUUUCUAGUUGGUACACUUGGAUUAAGAAUCAACAGAGCGACGUGUUACGAAAUGGUGCAUACGUGGAAUCCUGAUUGUUACGGAGCGAUCACCGAUUCGUUGCGGGAUGGAUGGUUGUUCUCCCUCAAGACCUAUAUCAUCUUUUACGGCUUGACUAAUAUUUUUUCGGCAAAGGAUGUACGACAAGUUCGUUGGCGUAAAAUAUUAAUUGAUUCAGUUCGAUCUUCUUUUUUCUUAACGACCAAUUUAAUUAUUUUUCUUUGGCUAACGUGUCAGAUAAGGAAAAUAUUGGGAUUUUUCACUGUUCCAACGCUUGGUUUUAUGAGUGGAAUGAUUUCUGCACUGCUUGCGAUUUUAAUCGAAAAUCGGAAGAGGAGGCCACUGCUAGCUUUGUAUCUAAUCAACUUGGCAUCAGAAACAGCUUAUCAUCAGCUAGUCAAUCACGGUUAUCUGAAGUAUAUACCGAAUGGUGCAGUGAUCAUAUUUGGGAUUGGACUUGCAGGAUUACUUCAUUUAUAUUAUAAAAAUGAACUUCAUACUAAUUUAAGGAAAUCUAUCGAAUAUGUUUUAUUAAUGGAUGAAACGAAAGAAUUAUUUUCUCAUAAUGUGAUUCAAAGAGUGUAUUCUCCGAUCGGAACUGCUCUGCUAAUGCUGCGACAAAGGUAUGCAAAGCAUCCAUUGUGCCGACACCAACAUUCAUGCAUUAGCAGAUUUAUUGAGGUGUUUUUCAACAAUUUUUCUCAAGCUCUAAUCUGGAGUGUCUGUAUGGUGAUUUUCAAAAUUGGAAAAGAAAUUACGCGUCAGCCUGCUGCGUCUAUCAAACAUAUUCUGAGAUUUCGAACUCUACGUUUACCGUUGUUUUACGGAUUUCUGGCAUUAUUGUUUCAAGUUUCACGAUGUGGUUAUAGUUGGUGUACAAAUCAGGUUUCACCAUUAUCUUUUUGUGGUGCAGUAGCUGGUUUGUCAUUAUUUUUUUAUCCUAAUAUUUCCAUUGCUAUGUACGUGUUUUGGAAGUUUAUUGAGGGCUUUUUCUUUUCAUACUACAAAAACUUGGUAAUACCUUAUGUGGAUGUAAUCCUUUAUGCGCUUGCAACGGGUUAUGUUGCAUGGAAUGCAGUGAUCGAACCUCAUACGCUCAGGGAGGGCUACUGGAAAUUCCUCGCUGGGCUUACAGGAAAUAAAAUUGAGCAGCUAAACCGGCGCUUGUUUGAUAGUUUUGGUUAUGAUUCUUCGAAGAAGUUUCCGCAUUUUAUACCCAAGUUAGAUCCAAGGUUCACUUCACUUAACGACAUAUGGUCAGUGAUACAUCAUGAUUAG
Molecule: messenger RNA, 1335 nt
Organism: Brugia malayi
Lineage: Eukaryota; Metazoa; Nematoda; Chromadorea; Rhabditida; Onchocercidae
Gene: Bma-tmem-135
Product: RIKEN cDNA 2810439K08, putative
Exons: 9
Coding region: 1-1335 (444 amino acids)
Source: RefSeq, a predicted model, not a curated record